AUGGAGGUGGACCAAAGAACUACUGAUCCGAAGGAAGGGGUUCAAGAGGAGGUCCAAGAGAGUGCUGUGAAGCACUCUGCUGAAGCUUCUGAGAAACCUGCUGCUGAGGGUUUCUUAGCUGAUAUUGCAAGGGAGUUUGUGCACAAUCAGGCUCUUACUUUAGAGCUGAUUAAUUCCCUCCAAGACAAGUUGGAGGCAGCUGAGGAAGACAAGAAGAUCGCUGAAGAAGAGGCGAAGCUAGCUAGGCUGAGGCAGCUAGCAGCUGAGGAGAAUCAGCAGAACGCUGAAAAGUAUGAAAAGAAGGCUGCUGAGGCCAUUCAGACCUUCUGUCAAGCUAUGGAGAAGGAAAUUUUUCCCCCACUGUUAGAAGGGGAAAUAUUUCUCCGAGAGCAUGGGGUCGUAGACAUCCCCAACUUUAAGGCUGCCAUCGAGCGCCGAAUUAGGGAUGGAGCUGCUGAGCGCAUUGAAGAAGUGCAGCAAAGACUAGAGGCUUUGGAAGCUAACAUUAUGGCUGCUGAAGAAGCGCUCAGGGCCAGAGAUGCUCACCUCUCCGAGGUAAUUGCUGCUGCCGAGGCUCAGAACCUUAAGCUUCAAGAGCUUGAGAAUCAGCUGAAGGCAAAGGAGGACGAUCUGUCCAAGGACUCCUCCUCCAAGCUCACUGACGAGCUGAAGAAAUCCAAGAAAGGCUUGGAGGAGUCCCAGAAGAAGCUGGCUGAUGUUGAGGCCCUACUCAAGGUCCGUAUCUACACCCAAGAAGAAUAUGAGUUGGGUUAUAAGAAUGGGUUUAGAGUAUGCCGAAGAGUCUGCCUUCACGCCGAGCCUAACUUGGACUGGUCCAAGUGCGCUGCCUGGGUCCAGGAUCCCGAAGACCCCCACAUGAAGUAUCCAACUCCCGUCGAGGCCAAAAUUCUAGAGGCUGAAGAAGCCGAAGAAGAAUCCGAGAGGAGAGAGAUAGAGGCUGAGCAGAGGGAAAAAGAGGCUCAGCUAAGUGCCAAACCUGCCUCCUUUGCUGUCGGGGCUGAAACUACUGAGGGACCCAGCGCUGCUGAUCAGCUUGAUUCUCUGGCUGAAGCAUAG
Messenger RNA from Chenopodium quinoa (quinoa), 1077 nucleotides. RefSeq names its product caldesmon-like. The record is from RefSeq and is a predicted model, not a curated record. Lineage: Eukaryota; Viridiplantae; Streptophyta; Magnoliopsida; Caryophyllales; Amaranthaceae. The coding region runs from base 1 to 1077 and encodes 358 amino acids. The transcript has 3 exons.